AUGAGUGACUCACUGAAACACGGUGUUGCUAUGAUGAUGCCAGUCAGAAUGGCUCCUAAACUUCCCCUGAUGUUUUUGCUCAUGUUUUAUGUGGUAUCUAGUGCUGGUUGGCGUGUGAGUUACAGUCCUUCACACAUCUGUGCACUAAAGAACUCAUCAGUGGUAAUGAACUGCUCUUAUUCAUUCCCUACUAAACAUCAGGUCAUUAAAGUGUUCUGGUUCAAAGGGCCAUUACAAGUAGGUGUAGAACCCCCAGAUCUGUCUGAGGACCCUGAAUACAGUCAGAGGCUUCAGUAUCUGGGAGAUAAACAGCAGAACUGCACCAUCAAACUGAGUCAUGUGACACUGAAGGAUUCAGGCAAGUACUAUUUCAGAUUCUUCACUGAUAAAGACAAAGCGAUGGGCCUUACUGGAGUGACUCUUUCUGUCACAGGUGACUCUCAUGAGGUUUCUCUCUUCUUCUGUGCAUUAUGUUGAAUAAUAAUCAGUGUAUGACAGCAGCACUAGAUAUAAUGUGUGUGUUGUGUUCAGAUCUUCGGGUGGAGUCUCCUGAGAGAGUGACAGAGGGAGAUUCAGUCCGUCUGACAUGUAAAAGCAGCUGCACUCUGACUGACAGAGCGACAUUCAUCUGGUACAGAAACUCACAGCCAUUAACUGAGAGAAGAGACAGAAACAAUGAACUCCUGCUGCAGUCAGUCAGAAGAGAGGAUGCAGGCAGAUAUAGCUGUGCUGUACACGGACACAAUCACAUCUCUCCUGCUGUUCAGCUCAAUGUCACACAUCCUCCAAAGAGCGUC
Megalobrama amblycephala (Wuchang bream) is the source of this 797-nucleotide messenger RNA. RefSeq names its product sialic acid-binding Ig-like lectin 7. NCBI's taxonomy places the organism in Eukaryota, Metazoa, Chordata, Actinopteri, Cypriniformes, Xenocyprididae. The record is from RefSeq and is a predicted model, not a curated record. Bases 1 to 477 code for a protein of 158 amino acids. The transcript is spliced from 4 exons.